Hippopotamus amphibius kiboko is the source of this 3701-nucleotide messenger RNA. RefSeq names its product ADAM metallopeptidase with thrombospondin type 1 motif 18 (gene ADAMTS18). Gene Ontology annotation, molecular function: metalloendopeptidase activity. Gene Ontology annotation, biological process: proteolysis; extracellular matrix organization. Bases 1 to 3672 code for a protein of 1223 amino acids. The record is from RefSeq and is a predicted model, not a curated record. The transcript is spliced from 23 exons. NCBI's taxonomy places the organism in Eukaryota, Metazoa, Chordata, Mammalia, Artiodactyla, Hippopotamidae. Gene Ontology annotation, cellular component: extracellular matrix.
AUGGAGUGCGCCCUCCUGCUCGCUUGCGCCUUCCCCGCCGCCCGCUCGGGCCCGCCGUGGGGGCCGGCGGGACGGGGGCGCGUGGCCAAGGCGCUCCAGCUGUGCUGCCUUUGCUGUGCGUCGGUCGCCGCAGCCUUAGCCAGUGACAGCCGAGGCGGCGGCGGCAGCGGAUUAAACCACGAUUACGUCUUUGUCACGCCGGUAGAAGUGGACUCGGGCGGGUCAUAUAUUUCACAGGACAUUUUGCACAACGGCAGGAAAAAGCGGUCGGCGCCGAGUGCCAGCAGUUCCCUGCAUUACCGAUUUUCAGCAUUUGGACAGGAACUACACUUAGAACUUAAGCCCUCGGCGAUCUUGAGCAGUCACUUUAUUGUCCAGGUACUUGGAAAAGAUGGUGCUUCAGAGACUCGGGAACCCGCCGUGCCGAGAUGUUUCUAUCAGGGAUUUAUCAGAAACGACAGCUCGUCCUCCGUCGCUGUGUCUACGUGUGCCGGCUUGUCAGGUCUCAUAAGGACACGAAAAAAUGAAUUCCUCAUUUCGCCAUUACCUCAGCUCCUGGCCCAGGAACACAACUACAGCUCCCCUGCAGGCCACCAUCCUCACGUGCUGUACAAAAGGACAGCUGAGGAGAAGGUCCAGCGUUACCAUGGCUACCUGAGCUCCAGCCGGAACUCUGCUGGUCACCCCCCAAGUCACACUCCCCACACAUCUUGGAGUCCAGAAAGAGAACAUCACCAUGGAAGGUUGCAAAAGCAGCAUUUUUGUGGACGACGCAAGAAAUAUGCCCCUAAGCCUCCCACAGAGGACACCUAUCUCAGGUUUGAUGAAUACGGGAGCGCAGGGCGACCCAGGAGAUCAGCUGGAAAGUCCCAUAAAGGCCUAAACGUGGAAACCCUUGUGGUAGCAGACAAGAAAAUGGUGGAAAAGCACGGCAAGGCCAAUGUCACCACCUACAUUCUCACGGUCAUGAACAUGGUUUCCAGCCUCUUUAAAGAUGGGACCAUUGGAAGUGAUAUAAACAUUGUCGUGGUCAGCCUCAUUCUUCUGGAACAAGAACCUGGAGGAUUAUUGAUCAACCAUCACGCAGACCAGUCUCUGAAUAGUUUCUGCCAGUGGCAGUCUGCCCUCAUUGGAAAGAAUGGCAAGAGGCAUGACCACGCCAUCUUACUCACGGGAUUCGAUAUCUGUUCCUGGAAGAAUGAACCGUGUGAUACUCUAGGGUUUGCCCCCAUCAGUGGGAUGUGCAGUAAGUACCGAAGUUGUACCAUCAAUGAAGACACGGGACUUGGCCUGGCCUUCACCAUCGCUCAUGAGUCAGGGCACAACUUCGGCAUGGUUCACGAUGGGGAAGGCAACCCCUGCAGGAAGGCGGAAGGCAACAUCAUGUCUCCCACUCUGACCGGAAACAAUGGGGUGUUUUCAUGGUCCUCGUGCAGCCGACAGUAUCUCAAGAAAUUCCUUAGCACACCUCAGGCUGGGUGUCUGGUGGAUGAGCCCAAACAAACAGGACAGUUUAAAUAUCCGGACCAACUACCAGGACAGAUUUAUGAUGCUGACACACAGUGCAAGUGGCAGUUUGGAGCAAAAGCCAAGUUAUGCAGCCUUGGUUUUGUGAAGGAUAUUUGCAAAUCUCUUUGGUGCCACCGAGUGGGCCAUAGGUGUGAGACCAAGUUCAUGCCUGCUGCGGAAGGGACCGUUUGUGGCUUGAGUAUGUGGUGUCGGCAAGGCCAGUGUGUCAAGUUCGGGGAGCACGGACCUCGGCCCGUCCAUGGCCAGUGGUCCGCCUGGUCGAAGUGGUCAGAGUGCUCCCGAACGUGCGGUGGAGGCGUCAGGUAUCAGGAGAGACACUGCAAUAACCCCAAGCCUCAGUAUGGUGGCAAGUUCUGUCCUGGCUCUGGCCGUGUAUAUCAGCUGUGCAGUAUUAACCCUUGUCAUGAAAAUAGCUUGGAUUUCCGAGCCCAGCAGUGUGCAGAAUAUAACAGCAAACCUUUCCGUGGAUGGUUCUACCAGUGGAAACCCUAUACGAAAGUGGAAGAGGAAGAUCGAUGUAAACUGUACUGCAAGGCUGAGAACUUCGAAUUCUUUUUUGCCAUGUCCAGCAAGGUGAAAGACGGAACUCCUUGCUCCCCAAACAAAAAUGACGUUUGCAUUGAUGGGAUUUGUGAACCAGUGGGAUGUGAUCAUGAACUUGGCUCUAAGGCAGUUUCAGACGCCUGUGGUGUUUGCAAAGGUGACAAUUCAACUUGCAAGUUUUAUAAAGGCCUGUACCUCAACCAGCACAAAGCGAAUGAAUAUUAUCCGGUUGUCACCAUCCCAGCGGGUGCCCGCAGCAUCGAGGUAGAGGAACUGCAGAUAUCCUCCAGUUACCUCGCAGUCCGAAGCCUCAGUCACAAGUAUUACCUCACGGGCAGCUGGAGCAUCGACUGGCCGGGCGAGUUCGCCUUCGCGGGGACCGUGUUUGAGUACCAGCGCGCCUUCAACCGCCCCGAACGCCUGUCCACGCCGGGACCCACCAAUGAGACGCUGGUCUUUGAAAUUCUGAUGCAAGGCAAAAAUCCGGGGGUAGCAUGGAAGUAUGCACUGCCCAAGGUCGUGAAUGGAACUCAGCCAGCCUCAAAAAGACACAGCCACGCCUGGAGCACAGUGCAAUCAGAUUGCUCCGUCUCCUGCGGCGGAGGUUACAUAAGUGUCAAGGCUAUUUGCUUACGAGAUCAAAACACUCAAGUCAAUUCCUCAUUCUGCAGUGCAAGAGCCAAGCCAGCAACUGAACCCAAAGUGUGCAGUGCCUUCUCCUGCCCUGCCUACUGGAAGCCAGGCGAAUGGAGCGCGUGCAGCAGGUCCUGUGCGGGGGGCCAGCAGAGCCGGAAGGUCCAGUGUGUCCAGAAGAAGCCCUUCCAAAAGGAGGAAGCAGUGUUGCAUUCUCUCUGCCCAGUGAGCACACCCACUCAGGUUCAAGUCUGCAACAGCCAUGCCUGCCCUCCAGAAUGGAGCCCUGGGCCCUGGUCUCAGUGUUCUAAGACCUGUGGGCGAGGAGUGAGGAAACGUGAAGUCCUGUGUAAAAGUUCUGCCACGGCAGAGGACAUCCCUGAGAGUUUGUGCACCAGCAGCCCGAGACCAGAAUCACAGGAGGGCUGCGUCCUAGGACGAUGUCCCAAGAACAACCGGCUCCAGUGGGUGGUCUCUUCGUGGAGUGAGUGUUCCGCGAGCUGUGGUUUGGGAAUGAGGAAGAGGGAAAUGAAAUGCAGCGAGAAGGCCUUCCAGGGCAAGCUGAUAACUUUCCCCGAGCGAAGGUGCCGCAACAUUAAGAAACCAAACCUGGUCUUGGAAGAAACCUGCAACCGAGGGGCGUGUCUGGCCCGUCCAGUGUACAAUAUGGCAGCUGGGUGGUAUUCAUCGCCAUGGCAACAGUGCACGGUGUCCUGUGGAGGAGGGGUCCAGACCCGAUCAGUCCACUGUGUUCAGCAGGGCCGGCCUUCCUCAAGUUGUCUGCUCCGGCAGAAACCUCCAGUGCUACAAGCCUGUAAUACACACUUUUGUCCAGCUCCUGAAAAGAGAGAGGAUCCAUCUUGUGUAGAUGUCUUCGGCUGGUGUCAUCUUGUUCCUCAGCAUGGUGUCUGCAACCACAAAUUUUAUGGCAAACAGUGCUGCAAGUCAUGCACAAGAAAGAGCUGAUCUUGACGCCCUCCCAGACUGGAAGGGCU